Abrus precatorius (Indian licorice) is the source of this 1740-nucleotide messenger RNA. RefSeq names its product probable pectinesterase/pectinesterase inhibitor 21. The transcript is spliced from 2 exons. Gene Ontology annotation, molecular function: pectinesterase inhibitor activity; pectinesterase activity. Bases 1 to 1740 code for a protein of 579 amino acids. Lineage: Eukaryota; Viridiplantae; Streptophyta; Magnoliopsida; Fabales; Fabaceae. Gene Ontology annotation, biological process: cell wall modification. The record is from RefSeq and is a predicted model, not a curated record.
AUGGUUGGGGAAGAUAAGCUGAAGAAGAGGAGAAUCGUCAUCAUUGGCAUCUCUACCAUCUUUCUAGUGGCUAUGGUCAUUGCCCUCACGGUUGGCGUCAACCUCAAGCAACUUACUUCCAACGAUGAUGAACAAAACGAUAAGGCCCAUGUUGCUGCCACUCUAAAAGCAGUGAAAACCAUUUGCCACCCCACAGAUUACAAGAAAGAAUGUGAAGAAAGCCUCAAAGCAGAGGCUGGUAACACCACGGACCCAAGAGAACUCAUCAAAAUCGCCUUCAACAUAACCAUCAAGAAAAUCGGUGAUGAACUUAAGAAAACAAAUCUCAUGGAAGAGGCUGAGAAGGACCACAGAACCAAAAUGGCACUUGACACAUGCAAACAACUCAUGGAUCUUUCCAUUGGGGAGUUCGAGAGGUCGCUUGAGAAAAUGGGCACCUUUAAUCUCAACAAUCUCGAUAAUAUCCUCUCGAGUUUGAAGGUUUGGCUCAGUGGUGCUAUCACAUACCAAGAUACCUGCUUGGAUGGUUUCGAGAACACCACGAACGAAGCGGGUUUGAAGAUGAAGAACGCAUUGACAACUACCAUGCACAUGAGUAGCAAUGCCCUUGCCAUCAUCUCUGAAUUGGCUAAAACUUUCUCUGAUUCGGGUUUGACAACAGAUGGGCGUAGCCUCAUUCAGAAUGAUCAACGCGAUGACGUUAAGAUUCCCUCUUGGGGUGAUGAUGAUGAUGGUGUUGGUGUUCGUAGACUCCUUCAUUCAAGUCCACAAAAACUUAAGGCUAAUGUGGUUGUAGCCAAAAAUGGUAGUGGAAAGUUCAAGAAAAUCAAUGAGGCUUUGAAACGGGUGCCCAAGAACAACAAAAAGCCAUUCUUGAUCUACAUCAAAGAGGGCGUUUACCAUGAGUAUAUUGAAGUUACCAAGCAAAUGACCCAUGUUGUGCUUAUCGGUGAUGGUGGCAACAAAACUCGGAUCACUGGUAACAAAAACUUCAUAGAUGGGGUUAACACUUACAGAACCCCCACUGUUGCUGUUCAAGGAGAUUACUUUGUGGCCAUCAACAUAGGAUUUGAGAACUCAGCUGGCCCCCACAAACAUCAAGCAGUAGCCAUAAGGGUCCAAGCAGACAAGGCCAUCUUCUAUAAAUGCACAAUGGAUGGGUAUCAGGACACACUAUAUGCCCAUGCCAUGCGACAGUUCUAUCGAGAUUGCACCAUUUCAGGUACCAUCGACUUUGUCUUUGGUGAUGCAGUGGCUGUUUUCCAAAACUGUACGUUCGUGGUGAGAAAACCAUUGGAAAAUCAACAAUGCAUUGUGACCGCACAAGGUAGAAAGGAGAGGCAUCAACCAUCAGGAAUAGUAAUUCGAGGAAGCUCCAUUGUGUCCGAUCAUAAGGUUAAGUUUGACAGCAAGGCUUACCUGGCUCGUCCAUGGAAGAAUUACUCAAGGACCAUCUUCAUGGACACCUACAUUGGGGGUUUGAUUCAACCCGAUGGGUAUAUGCCAUGGCAAGGACCAAAUGGUCUUUCUGGUAUGAACACUUGUUUCUAUGCUGAGUUUAAUAACACCGGUCCUGGUUCAAACAAAUCAAAGCGUGUAAAGUGGCCCGGGAUCAAGACCCUCACAUCACAAUCUGCAAGCCAUUUCUCACCGCUCAAGUUCUUUCAUGGCGAUGAUUGGAUUAAAGUUACUAGGAUUCCUUACUCCUCUGGUAUCCCCAAACCCAAGAACCCUAAAUAA